GAGAUCGGUUCCGCCGGGCCCAGAGUGCGGGGAGAGCGCGGGAGGCGGGGCGGGAGCAGCGCAUCGCAGCGCGCGGGGCCGGGGGCCGCCGUCACGGCCCACACCCUUCCCUCCCGCCUGCCCUCCGUGCGCUUCUUCCCGCCUUGCGCCGCCGCUCGCGAGCCGCUGUAACUCGCUCUAGGCGCGCGGCGCCCCGCGGCCCCGCGGAUGCUGCCGCUGGGGGUGGUGGGUGCAGCCGGGAGCGGGAGUGCCGGCCUGGGAUUCCGGGGCUCCUCUUCCCUGUCCUCUCCUCUGCCCCCAGUGUGGUCGCGGCUGACACUAAAGACUUUGUAGCCACCAGUCCAAGUGCAGUUUCGAUGGAAGAUGAAGUACUAUGUUGGAUAAAAGUGGGGAGAGUGGGCAUCCCUGUCUUGUUCCCGAUAUUAAAGGAAAAGCUUUCAGCUUCUUGCUGGUUGCACGUUUUCAAAAAAUUCCUAAUGGUGAAAAUGAGAUAAUGAUUCCUGUGUUGACAUCAAAAAAAGCAAGUGAAUUACCAGUCAGUGAAGUUGCAAGUAUUCUCCAAGCUGAUCUUCAGAAUGGUCUAAACAAGUGUGAAGUGAGUCAUAGGCGAGCCUUCCAUGGCUGGAAUGAGUUUGAUAUCAGUGAAGAUGAGCCACUAUGGAGGAAGUAUAUUUCUCAGUUUAAAAACCCCCUAAUCAUGCUGCUUCUGGCUUCUGCAGUCAUCAGUGUUUUAAUGCGGCAGUUCGAUGAUGCCGUCAGUAUCACUGUGACUCUACAGAUGAGUGAAAUCAUUUGGUACUUGUCUUUCUCUGCCUGGCUUAUUUCACUGAGCAUAAUGCCGUCUGGCUCCAUCCAUGUUGUAGAAAUGGCAAUACUUAUCGUUGUUACAGUUGCCUUUGUUCAGGAGUAUCGUUCAGAAAAAUCUCUUGAAGAAUUGAGUAAACUUAUGCCACCAGAAUGCCAUUGUGUCCGUGAAGGAAAACUGGAACAUACACUUGCACGAGACUUGGUUCCAGGUGACACAGUUUGCCUUUCUGUUGGGGACAGGGUUCCUGCUGAUUUACGCUUGUUCGAGGCUGUGGACCUUUCCAUUGAUGAGUCGAGCUUAACGGGAGAGACUGCACCUUGUUCAAAGGUGACAGCCCCUCAGCUGGCCGCGACUAAUGGAGACCUUGCCUUGAGAAGUAACAUUGCCUUCAUGGGGACACUGGUCAGAUGUGGCAAAGCAAAGGGUGUUGUCAUUGGAACAGGAGAAAAUUCUGAAUUUGGGGAGGUUUUUAAAAUGAUGCAAGCAGAAGAAGCACCAAAAACCCCUCUGCAGAAGAGCAUGGACCUCUUAGGAAAACAACUUUCCUUUUACUCCUUUGGUAUAAUAGGUAUCAUCAUGUUGGUUGGCUGGUUACUAGGAAAAGAUAUCCUGGAAAUGUUUACCAUUAGUGUAAGUUUGGCUGUAGCAGCGAUUCCUGAAGGUCUCCCCAUUGUGGUCACAGUUACUCUAGCCCUUGGUGUUAUGAGAAUGGUGAAGAAAAGGGCCAUUGUGAAAAAGCUGCCUAUUGUUGAAACUCUGGGUUGCUGUAAUGUGAUUUGUUCAGAUAAAACUGGAACAUUGACGAAGAAUGAAAUGACUGUUACUCACAUAUUUACUUCAGAUGGUCUGCAUGCUGAGGUCACUGGAGUCGGCUACAAUCCUUUUGGGGAGGUGGUCCUUGAUGGUGAUGUUGUCCAUGGGUUUUACAGCCCAGCUGUCAGCAGAAUUGUUGAGGCGGGCUGUGUGUGCAACGAUGCUGUAAUUAGAAACAACACUCUAAUGGGGAAGCCAACAGAAGGAGCUUUAAUUGCUCUUGCAAUGAAGAUGGGUCUCGAUGGACUUCAACAGGACUAUAUUAGAAAAGCAGAAUACCCUUUCAGUUCUGAGCAAAAAUGGAUGGCUGUUAAGUGUGUGCAUCGAACACAGCAGGACAGACCAGAGAUUUGUUUCAUGAAGGGUGCUUAUGAACAGGUGAUUAAAUACUGUACCACAUACCACAGCAAAGGGCAAACCUUCACCCUCACCCAGCCACAGAGAGAGCUGUACCAACAAGAGAAGGUGCGCAUGGGCUCAGCGGGGCUCAGAGUUCUUGCUUUGGCUUCUGGUCCUGAACUGGGACAGCUGACAUUUCUUGGCCUGGUCGGAAUCAUUGAUCCUCCUAGAACUGGUGUGAAAGAAGCUGUUACAACACUCAUUGCUUCAGGAGUGUCGAUAAAAAUGAUUACCGGAGACUCCCAGGAAACUGCAGUUGCAAUUGCUAGUCGUCUGGGAUUGUAUUCCAAAACUUCCCAGUCAGUCUCAGGAGAAGAAAUAGAUGCCAUGGAUGUCCAGCAGCUUUCACAAAUAGUACCAAAGGUUGCGGUAUUUUACAGAGCUAGUCCGAGGCACAAGAUGAAAAUUAUUAAGUCUCUACAGAAGAGUGGGUCAGUUGUAGCUAUGACAGGAGAUGGCGUGAAUGAUGCAGUGGCUCUCAAAGCUGCAGACAUUGGAGUCGCAAUGGGUCAGACUGGCACAGAUGUUUGCAAAGAAGCCGCAGACAUGAUCCUGGUAGAUGAUGAUUUCCAAACCAUAAUGUCUGCAAUUGAAGAGGGCAAAGGGAUUUACAAUAACAUUAAAAAUUUUGUUAGAUUUCAACUGAGCACGAGUAUAGCUGCUUUAACUUUAAUCUCAUUGGCUACCUUAAUGAAUUUUCCUAAUCCUCUCAAUGCCAUGCAGAUUUUGUGGAUCAAUAUUAUUAUGGAUGGCCCUCCAGCUCAGAGCCUUGGAGUAGAACCAGUGGAUAAGGACGUCAUUCGUAAACCUCCACGCAACUGGAAGGACAGCAUUUUGACCAAAAACCUGAUACUUAAAAUACUCGUUUCAUCAAUAAUCAUUGUUUGUGGGACUUUGUUUGUCUUCUGGCGGGAGCUACGAGACAAUGUGAUAACACCUCGAGACACAACAAUGACCUUCACAUGUUUUGUGUUUUUUGACAUGUUCAAUGCGUUAAGCUCCAGAUCCCAGACGAAGUCUGUGUUUGAGGUCGGCCUCUGCAGUAAUAAGAUGUUCUGCUAUGCAGUUCUUGGAUCCAUCAUGGGACAGUUAUUAGUUAUUUACUUUCCUCCGCUUCAGAAAGUUUUUCAGACUGAGAGCCUAAGUAUACUGGAUCUGCUGUUUCUUUUGGGUCUCGCCUCGUCAGUUUGCAUAGUGGCAGAGAUUAUAAAGAAGGUUGAAAGGAGCAGGGAAACGGUCCAGAAGCAUGCUAGUUUGAAGACACCGUCUUUUCUUGAAGUCCGGCUCCGGGAGAGGAGUGGACAGCAGCUGAUUGAGAUACACCCCCAUCUGCAGACAGCUCUGCCACUGACAGAAGACGUGAGCUGCGUCUAACUCCAGCCUUGGGCCUGGCUGCGCCUGCUCCUUCACUCUCUGGAACUCUUCAUACAGCAUCUUAGCACCGCUGUUCUCCCGCAGAACUUCCUUCUCUAGACAAAGAAACAAGCCAAGGGCAAUACUUCCAAAACCAUUGGAUCAGCCUGUAAUUUUCUCAAUAUAUAAAGCUUCAAGUUCCAUAAAGAUUAGUUUAAGUAACCAAAACGCUUUUCUCUUCUGGCUCUUUACUAUUUGAACAUCAAUGUAAAAGCCUUGCUGUAUAAAUUGAAAUAUUUAUACCGAAACGCCUUUUUAAUGAAAACUUUAUUCAACCCCAAAUUAUAUUUUUUCCCUAAGAUGGCUCUUCCACUGGCCUAUCUGACCUUAAAUAUACUUGCAUCUGAAUUUUCCAAGCCCUAAAUCUGUCUUUAUGAAAAAUAUAAAUUACUAUUAAAUAUCAUUCUCUUUA
This is a messenger RNA of Manis pentadactyla (Chinese pangolin), 3845 nucleotides long. RefSeq names its product ATPase secretory pathway Ca2+ transporting 1 (gene ATP2C1). Lineage: Eukaryota; Metazoa; Chordata; Mammalia; Pholidota; Manidae. The coding region runs from base 374 to 3394 and encodes 1006 amino acids. The record is from RefSeq and is a predicted model, not a curated record. Gene Ontology annotation, biological process: manganese ion transport; calcium ion transmembrane transport; intracellular calcium ion homeostasis. Gene Ontology annotation, molecular function: ATP binding; ATP hydrolysis activity; P-type calcium transporter activity. The transcript is spliced from 31 exons. Gene Ontology annotation, cellular component: endoplasmic reticulum; Golgi membrane; plasma membrane.